GGUCGGGACGAUGGCGUUUACAUGUCCAGAUUUGAAAUCUCCAUCUCGUCAAUAUCAAUGCUGAGUGUAUAUCUGUAAAUUGUUCACUCCUUGUUGACAUAUAAGGCAGCAUAUUUAUGCGCUCGAUCUGGGCUGGUCCCUGAGCUACAGAAUUCGACAUCAUAGCAUUUAGCGCUCAAUUAUUCGCAUUUGAGCUUUGGCAUUUCGGUUGGAUCUACUACAAAUGCAAAUGACUCCGGGCUGUCUAUCCAUACUCAGAUCCGCUUUAACCGUUCAGAAUUCGGAACCAACAAGUCAUUGUUUCCGCUCGUCUCGAUUUGUUUAUUACUAGCAAUGGAAAGCUCUUUCACCAGUGUGAUACCACAAUCGGAACCGAAUGACAUUGGAGGAACACCGGUGGUUAUCCAGCAGUAUGCGAGAUACUCAUCUACGUUGGAGCCAGGGUUACAGAGUGGCUCUUCGUUAGGGAGCGCCCGCAGUCGGUUAGGAGCGUCAAAGUCUCCACCCCUACAUCGCAAAGCGACUCCUCGCAGUCUGCAGUCUUCCCCUACUGGUUUACGGCCAGUUGCGCCUGCGGCGUCGGCUACGCGCUCAGGACCGUCGAUGUCUCCUCCAGUUUAUGAUACCGUUCGCCAGCGACAGGCUAGGGACCCCAUGGAUCAGGCAGUCUCGCGGAGCUUGCCCUCUCGCGAUAUUAGAGAUGAAACUAUCGACGAUGCUUACGUGAUGUUCAUUCUUUAUUGUAACCCAAACGUUCCAAUGUCCACAGGCACCACCGAGCUUCGAAAGACUUUCCGAUCUCCGCCUAGAAGCGAUGGCAAAAGCUUCAGCAUUUUCACCCUCUGGGAGCUUAUUCGGAAGCUGGACAAUAAGGAGCUGAAAACAUGGAUUCAGUUGGCAAUCGAGCUAGGCGUAGAACCCCCUUCGGCGGAGAAGAAGCAAAGUACGCAAAAGGUUCAGCAAUAUGCGGUGCGACUCAAGCGUUGGAUGCGCGCAAUGCAUGUAGAUGCCUUUUUCGAAUACUGCCUUGGCCAUCCUCAUCCGUACUACACCCAGCUUCCGGCCUCUAACGCCGCGGUCAGUGAUACUCGCGACGGCGUACCGCUAGAAGAAGACCUUGCCUUGCGUGCGCUUGUCCCUGAGUGGAAACCGAAACGUGGGCGCAAACGGGCCGACGAAAGGGAGCAAGCUAACGAGAAGCCGGCGAAACGACCUCAGCUGGAUACUUCCGUGGGGGUAUUGCAGGCGGGUUCAUUUGCAGAUCAGUCUGCAACAUUUCCGCAGAGCGCCAUCCCAUUCAGUGCUUUCCCGGACAACGAUCCAUGGAUGACUUCUGCAUCAUCAUUCCCAGCCGAUGGCUCUACUGACAACCAGCAAGGCCAAGAGCUUCGGUGGAGACCUCUAGAGCGAGACGCAUCGCCUGCUGGAUAUCCACAGUCAGCGAUAAUUCCACGAGGGCAUCAUCCGUCAGAGGUUCUUCUGCCAACGGCAGAGCCACGCUCGGCGAUCGAUCCGUCCUCUGGUGAAAAGUCGCGAUCUCGGAGGCGGCAUGGUCCAGCGGUUUCUUCUGCCUGGCCUAACAGCAAUGCAUCGAUCACUGGGAAGACUCGGGGUAGGCCUCCGCAGAGAGGCGUUGUCUCUGGUCCAUUCUCCACGUUUCCCGUGAAUCCUAGUCGGACUGAUUCCAGGCAAAGUCAGGGUCCGGGGUCAAGAUCUUCACCUGCUAUUGUGGUAGAGCAGAAUUCCACAACUCGCGCAGACUCCCAGUAUCAACAGUCGCCCACUCCUUUCCCUCAUGCGACUGCCAGACCAAACAAGCUUCAGUUACAAGUUCCACAACACUUAGGCGGACCUGUCCGCCUUGCCACACCACCGACGCUAAUGGUCAAUGGAAUGAGUACUCCGUCUGCCUCCCUUAAGGUGGAACCUAGUCAUCGGAACGGCUCUACCGCUCAUCCAAGUGACUUUUUUGGUGGAAGUACUGUACAAAAUGUCAUGCCGCAUACGAAUACCAAUUCUCUGUCUGAUAACAACGCGACCUUGGACAUUAGUCUUGACGAUGUUGCCCGUGUCCUCUCGGACGAGCUACUCCGCGCAAAGCUCACAGGCAGAGCAGUACCUCUGAGCGCUGAAGAGGCUCGUGCCUUAGCAUUCUCCAUCCUGAGGCGUUUGAGUGCUAAUUACAUACGACUUCCCUUGGGACUGUCGGCUCUUGCAUCAGCUCUUUACCUCGGGCUUGGAGCGCAUUUUGGCUUUACCAACCCCGUCCCGAGCUCCAUGACGGUGAAUGUUGAAAGAGUGCCCAUGGCUGCUGGGGAAGGUCCAACGAUGGCGGCCGAUAGGACGUCGUCCAAUUUCAUCUAUACGAUUUCCCAUGAAUACAGACACGGUUCUCAGUUCUCCACAAAGGUCGUCUACAGCGAUAGCGGCAUCUCGAAUAUAGAUGUUGGUAAAUCUGAGGGAUCGUCACGAAUGACGGAGGAUAUGGACAACAGCGUUAUUGAACUUGACAGUAUGACCGAUGCGGAAUACGAAAUCGAUGGUGCAGAAAGCACCGCGUCCGAAAUGACAUGGAAACAGCGUUAUAUGAAGUUGCGAGCACAGAUGCAGAAACGGGAGCGGUCGCUGUCCCAAUACAAACGCAAGAUUCUCGAGUCUGUGAUGGCAGACAUAUAAAUACGUCAACCGGCUUGCCCUAUUCUGAGUGGGCUUGCACCAGCGCGAUGUUAAUUCGUCUGCGUAUAUGAUCUGAAUACUUAAUGAUACCCUUGGUUUUACUUUUCGAUGCCACCUGGCGUUUGUUUCCAAGUCGAUUCUUUGACAUGUCAUGGUGUCGUCUGCAGUAGUCGCGAUCUUGUGACGCUGGGUUUUGAAGUUCGAUUUGUGUUAUAGAUACCCCUUGUGCAAAUGAUACGCGUAAAGAUAUGACAAG
Molecule: messenger RNA, 2932 nt
Organism: Aspergillus novofumigatus IBT 16806
Lineage: Eukaryota; Fungi; Ascomycota; Eurotiomycetes; Eurotiales; Aspergillaceae
Gene: abp2
Product: putative ARS binding protein Abp2
Exons: 2
Coding region: 334-2676 (780 amino acids)
Molecular function (GO): DNA replication origin binding
Source: RefSeq, a predicted model, not a curated record